AUGGCGCGUCCGCUGCUCGUCCGCCUGGCGCUGCGCCUGCGACUUUGCGCCUACUGGUCGCUCGUCGGCGCCUUUUGCGCGCUUUGCGGCGCCGCCGCGCUGCUGCGGCUCUGCUGGAGCGCCAUCGCGCGGCCGACGGCCACCUUCCGCUGGACGCUGCGAGAGGCGCCGCCGGCGUGUCUGCACGACACGUCCUUGGGCACGCACUGCUACGUGCGGAUCAAGGAGUCGGGCCUGAGAUUUCACUACGUGGCGGCAGGUGAGCGGGGGAAGCCCCUCAUGCUCUUUCUGCACGGAUUCCCCGAGUUCUGGUUCUCCUGGCGCUACCAGCUACGUGAGUUCAAAAGCGAGUUCCGCGUGGUGGCAGCCGACAUGCGCGGCUACGGCGAGUCCGACAUGCCGCUGGCCGUGGACAGCUACCGGCCUGAAGCGUUGCUCACCGACGUCAAGGACCUGGUGGAGCACCUUGGCUACAACCGUUGCUUCCUGGUGGGACACGACUGGGGUGGCACCGUCGCGUGGCUGUUCGCCAUCAACUACCCCGAAAUGGUCGCCAAGCUCAUCGUGCUCAACUGUCCUCACCCGUCCGUCUACGCGGACUACGCCUUGCGUCACCCCAGCCAGAUGUUGAAAUGCAGCCACUUCUUCUUCUUCCAGCUGCCUCGCCUGCCCGAGCUCAUGCUCUCCAUCGACGACUUUAAGGCUCUGAAAUCGUUGUUCACCAGCCGGAGCACCGGAAUGGCCCGGAAAGGAAAAUGGCUGACUGCGGAAGAGCUGGAAGCGUACCUGUACACGCUUUCGCAGCCGGGAGCUUUGACGGCGGCGCUCAACUACUUCAGGAAUGUGUUCAGCUCUCUACCGCUGACACGCAACCAGGUGCGCUCUCCGGUUCUGCUACUAUGGGGCGAGCGCGACGCUUUCGUGGAGCAGGAAAUGGCGGAGGCGUGUCGCGUGCACAUCCGCAGCCACUUCCGCCUCAACGUCAUCUCCGGGGCCAGCCACUGGCUGCAGCAGGACCAGCCCGACAUCGUCAACACGCUCAUGUGGACCUUCCUCAAGGAGGGCGACAGCCGCAAGGGACACAGGAACUGA
Messenger RNA from Nerophis lumbriciformis (worm pipefish), 1092 nucleotides. Lineage: Eukaryota; Metazoa; Chordata; Actinopteri; Syngnathiformes; Syngnathidae. The record is from RefSeq and is a predicted model, not a curated record.